GAGUGCGUGUGAGUGAGUGUGUGUGAGGGGGGCGUGUGCCGGACGCGGUUCCCCCUCACCCAACGGACGCCGGAGCCUAUCCUCUCGCCUCGUUCCCCGUCGUGUCCUCACCUGUGGCGGCGGCCAUGUCGGCGUUAGCGGAGGGAAGCGGCUGGUAGGCGGACGUAGGAGGGUCCGGGGCUCGGCCCCCGCUGUGGCGGAGCGAGAAUGAUGAAGUCCUCUGUCCAUCCAGAAGAAGAUGACUUUGUGCCAGAGCUUCAGAGAAGCAUCCACCCCCGAGAGAGGCCAGACUGGGAGGAGACUCUCAGCGCCAUGGCAAGAGGUGCAGACAUCCCUGACAUUGCAGGGGACUUGCCUCUCCGGACCUGUGGCAGCACAGCAAGUAUGAAAGUGAAGAAUGUGAAAAAAUACAUCAACCCGGGACUGAUGGGCUGUGAUGCCUUUCACAGGUUAUCCUUUACCAAGGGUCAUUUCCCGAAGAUGGCUGAGUGUGCACAUUUCCACUACGAGAACGUGGACUUUGGCAACAUCCAGCUUUCGCUCCCGGAGGAACAGAAUGAAGUAACGAGGAACGGCUGCGAAUCCAAGGAACUGGUCUACCUUGUACAGAUCUCUUGUCAGGGAAGGAGCUGGAUUGUGAAACGGAGUUAUGAAGAUUUCAGGGUCCUUGACAAACAUCUCCACCUCUGUAUCUACGACAGACGCUUCUCCCAGCUCUCAGAGCUGCCCCGCUCCGAUGCCCUGAAGGACAGUCCAGAGCUUGUCACCCAGAUGCUGAUGGCUUACCUGUCACGCCUCUCGGCCAUCGCAGGCAACAAGAUCAACUGUGGGCCUGCUCUCACAUGGAUGGAGAUUGAUAACAAGGGGAAUCACCUGCUGGUCCACGAGGAAUCGUCCAUUAACGUUCCUGCUAUCGCUGCUGCCCAUGUUAUUAAGAGAUAUAUUGCUCAAGCAGCAGAUGAGCUGUCCUUUGAGGUGGGAGACAUCGUGUCUGUUAUUGACAUGCCACCCAAGGAGCUGACCACAUGGUGGAGAGGCAAGCAUGGCUUUCAGGUUGGAUUUUUUCCCAGCGAGUGUGUUGAACUCAUUAACGACAAAGUUCCUCAGUCUGUGACCAAUUCUGUGCCAAAACCAGUGUCGAAGAAACACGGCAAGCUCAUCACCUUCCUCCGAACAUUCAUGAAGUCGCGCCCAACGAAACAGAAGCUGAAACAGAGGGGGAUCCUGAAGGAAAGGGUGUUUGGCUGUGACCUGGGAGAGCAUCUUCUCAACUCUGGCCAUGAUGUCCCCCAGGUCCUCAAGAGCUGCACAGAGUUCAUUGAGAAGCAUGGCAUCGUGGAUGGCAUCUACCGCCUGUCCGGCAUCGCCUCCAACAUCCAGAAGCUGCGCCACGAGUUUGACUCGGAGCAGAUCCCUGACUUGACAAAGGAUAUUUACAUCCAGGACAUCCACUGUGUGGGCUCCCUCUGCAAACUCUACUUCAGGGAGCUCCCAAACCCUCUGCUCACCUACCAACUCUAUGAGAAGUUCUCGGACGCUGUUUCUGCUGCUACCGAUGAGGAACGGCUGGUUAAAAUCCACGAUGUCAUCCAGCAGCUGCCCCCUCCUCACUACAGGACACUGGAGUUCCUGAUGAGGCACUUGGCUCGUUUAGCUGAUUACUGCUCCAUCACAAACAUGCACACCAAGAACUUGGCAAUUGUCUGGGCUCCAAACCUCCUCAGGUCCAAGCAGAUCGAGUCUGCCUGCUUCAGUGGGACAGCAGCCUUCAUGGAGGUGAGGAUCCAGUCUGUGGUGGUGGAAUUCAUCCUGAACCAUGUGGAUGUCCUCUUCAGCUCCAAACUCAGCUCAGUCAUACGAGAUGGAGCAGGGCACAGCUCUUUAUCAAGGCCCAAGUCACUGCUGGUGUCCUCUCCUUCCACAAAGCUGCUCACACUGGAGGAGGCCCAGGCACGGACACAAGCCCAGAUCAACUCUCCCAUCGUGGCAGACAGCAAAUACAUCGAAGUGGGAGAAGGCCCUGCAGCUUUACAGGGGAAAUUCCACACUGUCAUCGACUUCCCAUCUGAAAGGAAAAGGCCUCCCAGCAAGAUGAAGAAGUCACCAGUGGGCAGCUGGCGUUCCUUCUUCAACCUGGGCAAGUCUUCAUCCGUGUCCAAACGGAAGCUGCAGCGCAAUCCCAGCGAGCCCUCCGAGAUGAAAGCCAUAGCCCUGGCAGGUGGAAGAGGAGACAGCGGGACCCUUCGCUCGGCCAAGAGCGAGGAAUCGCUCACCUCUCUGCACGCCGUCGAUGGGGAAUCCAAACUGUUCCGACCCCGCCGGCCCAGGUCCAGCAGCGAUGCUCUGUCAGCCUCCUUCAACGGAGAGCUCCUGGGCAACAUGAACCGCUGCAAUUCCUACGACAACCUGCCCCAGGAGGACAGUGAUGGGGACGAGGGGCUCAUCCACGUCCCUGCCCUCAUUUCCCCUCGCUCCGCCGAGGACGUCGACCUCAGCCCGCCCGACAUCGGCGUGGCCAGCUUGGAUUUUGACCCCAUGUCUUUCCAAUGCAGCCCACCCCAAGCAGAGUGCGAGUGCCUGGACAGCAGCACCUCUCUGCUGGAAGCAGUGGGUGUGAGUAAGGAGAAGCCAAGCUUCCUAAAGAAGGAUACAGAGUCAGGCAGCCAGUCGCAGACACCCGGCAGCGCCACGAGCUCUGAGCCAGUCUCCCCUUUCCAAGAGAAGAUGAGUCCUUUCUUUACCAUGGACCUGAGCCCCACGGAAGAGAAGGCAAUGAAACCCCCUCCCUUCUCCCCCAAGGUGGGAAGGAAGCCCCUGAGAUCCUCCCCACCCACCCCCAUGGCUGAGCCCGUCUCCUUCCCACCGCCCGACACCGUGGGAGCAGCGGCCACCUCAUGCCGAAACUCCUCUGCUUGCGGCUGGGGCAAAGGCGCCGGCGCCACCGAAGUCACCAACAGGUCCCCAACACAGAUGGCCUUGCCCCUGAAAACCAGUGAGCCUGGGGAAGGAGCCCAGCAAGAGCUCCAGCAGGCCCAGCUAGGGGCUGCUGGCAAAGCAGAGUUGCCAGAAGAAGGGGAGAGACUCAUGGCAAGCAGUCAGAACCAGGCUGUACCCUCUGGACACGCACAGCCAGGAGCAGUUGCCCUCGACUCCCCCCAGGAUCCUCCUGUUCCCGUCAGUUCUGUGUCUCUUAUCCCUCCUCCUCCUCCGAAAAACGCGGCGCGCAUGCUGGCGCUGGCGUUAGCCGAGUCGGCGCAGCAGGCGUCCGCCCAGGCUCACAAAAGGCCGGGAGAUGCUCCCUCUGAAAGCACAAAUUACGGAGAGAAGGAAGCUGGCACAGCUCUAGAAAAGCUCCAUCUCUCUGCCUGUCCUCCAGACAAGUUGCACCUCCAUAGCGGCCCGCCCGACAGCCGGCUCCACUUCCGCAGCCUGGAGCAGGAGUCGCACGGGAGCGGAGCGCCCGGCGAGCUGAACCACCCGCCCGGUGCGCCUGGGAACCGGGAGCCCCCUCCUCUUCCUCCCCCUCCUCCUCCUGGGGAGCUGCCUGGGGGCAGGGAUGCAGAGCAGGAGCAGCUCGGGGGGGACAGAGAAGCUGCCCCGGGGGGCUGGGAGCAGGCGGCCCGGGAGCCCCCCGCCGCGGACAGGGCUCAGCUCCAUCUCCCCGCCUGCGCCGCUGAGGAUAAACUCCCGUCUCCUCCUCUGGUGAGCUCUGGGGAGAAAAGCCCCCCAGCUCCUGCAGCCUACUUCAGCACCAGCCCCCCGGCUCCAGCAGCCCCACCGCAGAGGCAGGAGCCCCCGGCAGCCAUGGGACAAGUGCCAGCCGCCCCCGGGAAGGCGUCCGGCAGCUCCAGCCAGGUUUGGGGUGCAGCUGCACCCGAGAAGCCACCUGAGCCCACCCCCGGCUUCGUCCCAGACAGCUGCUCAGCUGCCCGUUGCUCCUCUUCCCUCCCCACGGGGCCCCAGAGCCACUUGGAGAAGGCUCGGGAGGCCCCCCGGGCUCCCCCUCUGCACCUGCGCUCCGAGUCCGUCCCUGCCCACCCCUCCUACGGCUUCACCGCCCCGCUCCCGCCCGUCCGGACGCUGGAGAGCAAGCUGGCGGCCGCCCUGCACUCCGGCAACGCCGACUCCAUCCCUCCCUCCGCCUACCACCCCUUCCUCGGCUCCUCCAUGCUGGAAGAAGCCCUGCUGCCUCCCCCUCCGCCGCCGCCGCCCCCUCCCAAGCACUCCUCGCUGCAACCCGCCUACGCGCCGCACCCCAGGGCGGACGGCGCGGCCGAGCCCGAGCCUUACCCCCCGCACAGAGCCGCGCCGCCGCACCAGUACCACGCCAAGCCCGAGCAGCACCAGCCCUACGCCCCCCGCGCCGGCGCCUUCGCCCAGGGCAAGGCUCCGCACGCCAAAGCCCGCGGGCGCGCCGAGCUGGGCCCCGCCGCCUACGCCGAGGACGCGCCGCCCUACCCGAGCAUCCGGCGGGUGCAGUCGCUGCACGUCGCCCCUGCCGCCGCCGCCGUCCGCUCCGUGCCCAUCUCCCGCACCGAGGUGCCUCCGGACGACGAGCCCCUCUACUGCCCCAGGCCGCUGUACCAGUACAAGCCAUUCCAGCCCCACUCCGACUACCACGUCACUCAGCUCCAGCCUUACUUCGAGAACGGGCGGGUGCACUAUCGCUACAGCCCCUACUCUUCCUCCUCCUCCUCCUCCUCCUCCUACUACGACGGGAGCUUUUACGAGCUGGAUCCGUACAGCACGGUGAGGCUUCGGCCGUUCCCCGCUCUGCCCGGCAGGGAGCCGGCUUCCUACGCCUCGCGCUUCCCCGGCAAAGGCUCGUACCGCUCCCCGGGCUUGGCCGCGUACCCCCGCGGAGCUUUGGCGGGGAAGGAGCACAGCUUCGUGAGCAGGGACGUGCCGCCCGCCCCCGACGUCAAGCACGUGUACGUGUCGUGGGACCUGGAGGACAUGGACAAGUACCGGCUGCAGUCCCUCCGGCGCGAGAGCCGCGCGCGCCACAAGGCCAAAGGGCCGCCCGUGUCGCAGUACGACAACGUGGCGCCGCAGGACGAGCUGGGGGCGCUGGACGCCGUGCACUCGCGCAGCAAGUCCGACCCGGGCAGGAGCGGCCUCCUGAGCGUGGCGGAGGGGAAGGAGGGCAGGUACCCGGCCAAGGCCGCCGCCGCCGAGGGGGACGAGCGUUACUACGUGCAGCAGCACGCCGAGGCGGAGCCCGAGCGAGCCCACUACCCCUACGGCAGCGGGGCCCCGGACAGGCCGGCCCUGCCGCAGAAGCAGAGCAGCGUCCGCGGGAGGAAGCCGCACGAGGCCGGGGGCUGCGGCGCCGCCGAGCACCGGCCGCAGCAGGACGCGAGCCACAGGCAAGCUCCCGAGGCCAAGAACGGGCCCCCUUACCCCGAGUACAGGCCCAAGGGCGGCCCCGAGCCCCCCGAGUACCAGCAGGCGGCGGGGAAGUUCCUCCCCGACGGGCUCAGGCUCAACCCCACCAAGGAGGCGAGGCUGGCGGAGGACAGGCCGGAGCUGGAGAGGUCUCGAGCCAGAGCCUCGCUGGAGAAACACCCCCGAGACUGCUACAAGGAGGAGGAGCAGCAGCACCAUCACCACCAUCACCACCACCACCACCACCACCACCACGCCGCCUCCCCCAUGGCCCCACCGCCCAAGCCCGAGCGCAGCCACAGCCUCCGCCUGCAGCACCCCGAGAGCCUGGAGAGGGACUCGGCCCUCCUGUACCCCUACCAAACCCUGGGCAAACGCCAAAGCACCGUGACUGUGCUGUCCCAGUACGAUAACCUGGAGGAUUACCAUACCCUGCCUCAGCACCAAAGGGGGGGUUAUGGCGGAGGAGGAGGAGGAGGAGGCGGCGGGGGGUUUGUGCCCCCAGCUUUUGCUCACGUGCACAGUAGGACUUACGCCACGGCCCUGGGGCAGGGAGCUUUCCUCCCCACCGAGCUGUGCUUGCAGAGGCCUGAGACAGAGGUGCACGUGGAGUGAGCUGCUGUGGGGGAAGGAGGGAUAGAGUCUACGCAGCCUCUGCUGGACAGCGGACUGUUUUAUUUUUUCAGUGAUGGAAAACACCCCCCAAACACCCCUUCCUCCCAAAAAAAGCUUCCCCCAACCCUGCCCCAGUGUGCAAAGCCUCCCCCUCUGCCUCCACCCCUCACCUCCAUCCCCACCCCACUCGCUGGUUUGAUGGAGUAGAGGGGUUGGUGGUCUUUUCUCUCCCCCCUCCCCGCCGUGGAGGUUUAGGACAGCUGUUGUUGGGGUAGGGAAGGAAGGAAGGAAGGAAAAGGUUUUUGUCCUUGCCUGGAUUUGCUGGUGGCAGCUCCCAGCGCUCCCCUCACCGUCCCUGUGCAUGAUGUAGCCGUGCAUGCAGCUCUCCUGCCAGCCAGCCCUGCGUGGAGUAACGUGCUCAGCCCAUCACCACCUCCCCCAGGAAGAGGCUCCAGGGCCUUGGAAGAAGCCUUGUUCUUCCCCCUUCCUCUCUGAGGUGGGUUUUCUUCUCAAGGGCCUGCCUCCUCCUUGAAGAAGAU
This is a messenger RNA of Colius striatus (speckled mousebird), 6542 nucleotides long. RefSeq names its product Rho GTPase activating protein 32 (gene ARHGAP32). The record is from RefSeq and is a predicted model, not a curated record. Gene Ontology annotation, molecular function: GTPase activator activity; phosphatidylinositol phosphate binding; protein binding. Bases 208 to 6003 code for a protein of 1931 amino acids. NCBI's taxonomy places the organism in Eukaryota, Metazoa, Chordata, Aves, Coliiformes, Coliidae. The transcript is spliced from 23 exons. Gene Ontology annotation, biological process: small GTPase-mediated signal transduction. Gene Ontology annotation, cellular component: cell cortex; Golgi apparatus; fibrillar center.